GAGGUUUAGUGGAAAAGACCGAGUAAUUAUUGACUGAAAAUUACUUGUCCCCAGUCCUUCACUGUUGAGCGACGCGGUUACCAAAAAGUGGCGCGCUUUUUGAUAACUUCGCGCGAGGUUCGCGCGCUGUAAAUAUCCACAAAGAAAGCGAGAAAUGGGAGAAAAAUUUUCUGACAUAAUUACAUAAGUUUCUUUCGUCUUUCUUUUGUGCUGAACUCUUUCAGGGGCUUUAGGCAUUUGGUACCGUGAAAUCUCAAGGGGGAAGAGUGACUUUAGAUCAUGUCCCGAUCAGUUACAAUGUAUCGUUACAUGAGAAGUGUGAAGAAAAACAAAUUCAGCAAGCAUGGAGCACUCAAAUCGGCAAAAGCUACGUUGAAUGAUAUAAACCAAAAGCAGUCAAUGCAUAAAAGAAGUUCAUUUGGUCUGUUUGCCUUGCUACCCCGAGAAAUGCGCUUUAGAAUAUUUGGCUUCACCCCACUUUCCGAUCUCGGGCAACUUUCCUUGACAUCGAGACUUCUCACGGACGAGGUAGUGAACUACAUUCACAGCAAGGACGCUUUGCUCGCUAUCGUCCCGAACAUCCAAUUCAAGAGUGAACGGGAAUCUUCCCAGAUUUUCAUAUCCGUGAAAACUGGGUACUGUUGGAACCACUUCAAAGACCUUGGGACAUUACUCAAAAGAGCAACCUGCCUCUUUUCUACCAAAGAGAGGUUAAAAGAAGUCGGAAUAGUUUUGGACAAGCUUAAAGACACACACUCAAAGAUCUGUACCACCCUUGGAAGUGACACCGCCUACAGCUGUUACGGAAAGUUCCUCCAUUCCUUUGUUGCAGGAUGGGAAGAUGAUGAGAAGUUUAAAGCCUAUCUUGCUAUCAAAGGGGCCUCGUGUUUGGAUGACAGAAUUAGGCAGGUGCUUCGCUCCCCGCCAGGAUCACAGCCAUGGUACGAGAGAUACAUAAGGGUAUUCUGUCGAGAAAUAUUCUUGGACAAGGCUAGCGAUCACACUGAGAGAGGAUUCUGGCUUUGCAAAAUACUAAAGCCGUGGCCCCUUGUUUUCCAAGCCCGACUACUUUAUAUCCUAUACGGACCUGUAAACGAUGAAAACGGCAAAUCCGUAAAGAACACUAUUAAUUUUACAGGAACUGUUGACUGGAAUUCGUUACAAAGUUGUCCAACUUAUUUUGGCGUUGAAGACGCUGAACUGAUGGAGCUUGCAGACGCCCUCAAGAUCUUACAUGUGUACUGUGACAGCAAAGACUGGAACGAAGAUGAUUUUAUCAGCGUGUUUGAGGAAUUAACUGGUACACCAUCUGACUGGUGCUGGGAAAAUAUCGCCAAACUACUAAAACUGUGUGGAGAAUCAGUUUGCUUCGAAGUACUUGGAAAUAAAGCUAUGAAUGGGAGAGUACAUGAAUUAUCAUAUUUAGGUUAUUACCUUGGCCAGGUUUUAGGACAAGAUGACAUAAUUUAUGGCAAAGAGAAUGGUAUUCAAUGCUUUUCAAACACCAUGAGACAAAUUCUGGCUGUAAUGCCUAGCAGCAGAGAUCAAGCAGCCUUGACAUCAUCUUUAUUCAAUGUAUGGGAGGAUAACAUACUAAGCCUUGGAGAGGGGCUUCAAGAAGACCUAGAUGCCACUACCCCAGAAGAACAAGAGCAGGUUUUUGCUGCAAGUAUACACAGUCUAGCAAAAAUAGCAGCAAUCUUUGUUAAAGAAUGUACAGUAAAAUGAGAAGACCUCACAGAAGAACAGUUCCAAAUGUCCCUCUGAUGUCCUAUAUGGAGAAGAAAUCAAAUUAUGACAGAAUUUGAUGUAAUGCAGUGCAUCUCUAAAAUGUGGAAAUUUACUGAUGAAAAACCUAAAAAGUGUUACAAAUAUUUUUGGAGAAAUAUUUUGCUUACACUUUUUCAUCUUCAUUUCUAAUGUACCCUUGUCAAAUUACUUAAAUCUCAAAAAAAUAAUUGUAUUAUAAUUCAAAAUCACCAACGAUUUUAAG
This is a messenger RNA of Stylophora pistillata, 1993 nucleotides long. RefSeq names its product F-box only protein 47. Gene Ontology annotation, molecular function: protein binding. The record is from RefSeq and is a predicted model, not a curated record. Lineage: Eukaryota; Metazoa; Cnidaria; Anthozoa; Scleractinia; Pocilloporidae.